This is a messenger RNA of Cydia fagiglandana, 1064 nucleotides long. It is a transcript of the gene Xrcc2, whose product is annotated as DNA repair protein XRCC2. The transcript has a single exon. NCBI's taxonomy places the organism in Eukaryota, Metazoa, Arthropoda, Insecta, Lepidoptera, Tortricidae. Bases 266 to 1054 code for a protein of 262 amino acids. The record is from RefSeq and is a predicted model, not a curated record. Gene Ontology annotation, cellular component: Rad51B-Rad51C-Rad51D-XRCC2 complex; replication fork; centrosome. Gene Ontology annotation, molecular function: four-way junction DNA binding. Gene Ontology annotation, biological process: double-strand break repair via homologous recombination; DNA strand invasion.
UUUGUUGUUUAGUUGAGUAUUUAUAACUUUAGAAGAAACUGCAAUUUUAAUAUUAUUAUAAAAUGGUAUCGCCGAUUUGUUAUAUAACUUUAGAAGAAACUGCAAUUUUAAUAUUAUUAUAAAAUGGUAUCGCCGAUUUGUUAAAAAAUCAAACUACGUUUGCACCAACACUGCCUAAAGCAUAGGUAUGCUGUUAAACUAUUGGAAACUUUUAAAAUUACAGUUAAAAACUUUAAAAAGUAACCUUGUUUAGAUUCCUUUAGACAUGGAGAAAACUAAAUUCAAAGUAGAAUCCGGAAUACAAUUAUUAACAAGAUUGUCCACCAAGAAAACUACAGUCGACAAUUUCUACCCUAACUUGUUUCAAUCGGGUCCGAAGCCAGGAGAAGUGAUUGAAAUAUUUAGUAACAGAAGCUGUUCAUUUCUGCUCAUUGAUAUGAUUAUCGAAGCUGUACUUCCUAUAAAAUUUGGUGGUGCCGAAAUAGGUGUUCUAAUAUUAAAUACAGAUGGUCACAUUAGCUUACAAGCAUUAACUGCAGCAUUACAGAAUAAACUUCACACACACAAUGUUGGCCUUCAUGAAGAUGACUGUGCAAAGGUGCUAAAUGAUAUGAUUGAUAAUAUUUUCAUAUUGGAUGUUUUUGAAGCCACUCAACUAUACACCACUUUCCAAAACCUAGAAAAUAUUUUAAGAAAACAUAAUAAUAUUUCACUGUGUGUGAUUGAUACACUGACAGCAUUCUACUGGUCAGAACAGAGCUUUAAAAUUACCAAGAUGGAUAUCUAUUUGAGAAAUCUUCUUCGUAUUGUUCAAAAAGCUGUGCAAGGCCAUGAAGUGACUAUAUUAUACACACGGCCAGAGUACUUUAACUCAAGCAAAGAUUUGCUUGAGAACACUGAGGCUUGUGCUGACAUCCCUACUACUGAAAAAGUGAAUCACAGGAUACAAGUGUUCCAAAAUGAGGAUGAAACCUUUACUGCAAAUGUUAGAACAUCUAGUGAUGUUACCAGAAAAAACUUUAAAAUAGAAUUUAAUAAAAUAAGUUGGUUGUAAGAAAAAGUCU